Tricharina praecox is the source of this 863-nucleotide messenger RNA. Its product is annotated as phosphatidylinositol glycan class L. NCBI's taxonomy places the organism in Eukaryota, Fungi, Ascomycota, Pezizomycetes, Pezizales, Pyronemataceae. The transcript is spliced from 2 exons. Gene Ontology annotation, cellular component: endoplasmic reticulum. Gene Ontology annotation, biological process: GPI anchor biosynthetic process. Bases 118 to 843 code for a protein of 241 amino acids. Gene Ontology annotation, molecular function: N-acetylglucosaminylphosphatidylinositol deacetylase activity. The record is from RefSeq and is a predicted model, not a curated record.
AUUACUAUAGUUGCGGCAAUCGCCGUGCUUAGCGUGAAUUGGAUGUGGAUGAUGUCUACACGUCUCCUUGAGCUCCCAUUCACUCACUCACUCGCGACACAAUAGCCACACGCAACAAUGUCGUGGACUACCUACCUCCUCCUCCCGCUGCUCCUGCCGCUGCUAUGUUUCUACCUCCUCCCAGCAACCCCCACAACCCCAGCAAUGAGCAACAAGACAAUAACCCUCCUAAUCGCGCACCCUGACGACGAAGCGAUGUUCUUCUCACCCACACUCCUCUGCCUCGCGCCGUCGAACCGGAUCCAAGUCCUCUGUCUUAGCACGGGGGACGCGGCGGGACUCGGCGCCGUGCGGCGCACAGAGCUGAUCGCCUCAGCCAUGACCCUAGGCGUCCGCGACAGCGCCGACGUCGUGGUGAUCGACGACCCGCGAAUGCCCGACAGCAUGGGCACGCCGUGGGCUCCGGAGGUGGUGGCGGAGUACCUAGCGCGCUACGCGGGCGACGCGGACGUGGUCCUGACGUUCGAUGAGCGCGGCGUGUCUGGGCAUGUCAAUCACGUCUCGCUGCUGCACGGGGCGCGCGAGUUUGUGCGCGGAAAGGGGGUGAAGCUGUGGACGCUGACUACCGUGGGGGUGCUGAGGAAGUAUUCGUCCGUGCUCGAUGUGCGCGCUACGAGGGCGGCUGGCGGGUUGGUGUUCGUGAGUAAUUGGGAGGGCGUUAGGACGGCGCAGAGGGCUAUGACGGAUUGUCAUGUCUCCCAGAUGAGGUGGUUUAGGUGGGGCUGGAUCGGGCUGAGCCGGUAUAUGGUGGUUAAUGAUGUGCGCGAGGAGACGGUCGUGUGAGAAUGCAUGUAGUAUACAGA